UCUUUUCGUGUGUCUACUAGACAUCUGGUUGUCUUCUUUGGAAAAAUGUCUAUUCAUGUCUUCUGCCCAUUUCUUAACUAGAUUACUUGGUUUUGGGGUGUUAAGUUUGGUAAGCUCUUUCUAGAUUUUGGUACUAACCCUUUAUCAGAUAUGUCAUUUGCAAAUAUCUUCUCCCAUCCCGCAGGCUGCCUUUUAGUUUUGUUGAUUGUUUCCUUCACUGUGCAGAAGCUUUUCGUCUUGAUGAAGUCCAACAGUUGGCAUUAUUGUGCCGGGUCUACUCUUCUCCUUGUGGUCCAUGAGAAGCAUGUCCACAGCUAAGGCCUGGAAUAGCUCUUCAGUAACCAUGUUCAUCUUCCUGGGAUUUGCAGACCAUCCAGAACUCCAGACCCUUCUCUUUGUGACCUUCCUGGGUAUCUAUCUUGUGACACUGGCCUGGAACCUGGCCCUCAUCUUUUUGAUCAGAGGUGAGCCCCGUCUGCACACACCCAUGUACUUCUUCCUCACCAAUUUGUCUUUCAUCGACAUCUGCUACUCUUCUACAGUGGCCCCCAAGAUGCUCACUGAUUUCUUCCGGGAGCAAAAGACCAUAUCAUUCUUGGGCUGUGCUGCGCAGUUUUUUUUCUUUGUCAGUAUGGGUCUCACUGAGUGCUUCCUCCUGACUGCCAUGGCAUACGACAGAUACGCAGCCAUCUCCAGUCCCCUGCUCUACACAGCCAUCAUGUCCCAGGGCCUCUGCACACGCAUGGUGCUUGGCGCAUAUGUUGGUGGCUUCCUGAGCUCCCUGAUCCAGGCCAGCUCCAUAUUUCAGCUUCACUUCUGCGGACCCAACAUUAUCAAUCAUUUCUUCUGUGACCUCCCUCCAGUACUGGCACUUUCUUGCUCUGACACCUUUCCUAGUCAAGUGGUGAAUUUUCUCGUGGUAGUCACUAUUGGGGGGACAUCGUUCCUCAUCCUCAUCAUCUCCUACAGUUACAUAGGAACUGCUGUCUUGAAAAUCCGUUCAGUGGAAGGCCGAAAGAAAGCCUUCAGCACAUGUGCCUCACACUUGAUGGUGGUGACUCUGUUGUUUGGGACGGCCCUUUUCAUGUACCUGAGACCCAGCUCCAGCUACUCGCUUGGCAGGGACAAGGUAGUGUCUGUGUUCUAUUCACUGGUGAUCCCCAUGCUGAACCCUCUCAUUUACAGUUUGAGGAACAGAGAGAUCAAAGAUGCCCUAUGGAAGGUGUUGGAGAAGAAGAAACUGUUUUCCUAGUUCACGAUUGAAAAUAUAUUUCUCCAGAGACAAAUGAUCUCUGGCAUCUACCUCCACCUCUGACAUUGACAAGGGAGACAUCU
Messenger RNA from Acinonyx jubatus (cheetah), 1335 nucleotides. Its product is annotated as olfactory receptor 5A1. Gene Ontology annotation, biological process: sensory perception of smell; G protein-coupled receptor signaling pathway. The record is from RefSeq and is a predicted model, not a curated record. NCBI's taxonomy places the organism in Eukaryota, Metazoa, Chordata, Mammalia, Carnivora, Felidae. Gene Ontology annotation, molecular function: G protein-coupled receptor activity; olfactory receptor activity; odorant binding. Gene Ontology annotation, cellular component: membrane. The transcript has a single exon. The coding region runs from base 296 to 1252 and encodes 318 amino acids.